This is a messenger RNA of Spirodela intermedia, 3196 nucleotides long. Lineage: Eukaryota; Viridiplantae; Streptophyta; Magnoliopsida; Alismatales; Araceae. The record is from the annotation of a GenBank genome assembly.
AUGAAGACAGCAUCUCUCGUCCUCCUCCUCCUCCAUCUAAUCGCCGCCAUCGUGGCGGCGCCGUCCUCAGCCCUCCCUCUCCAGCUUCUAGCGCUAAUCUCCCUCAAGAGCUCUCUGCAAGACCCGUUCUCCAAUCUCCGCGACUGGAAUUACAGGCCAGUCGGCUCCAGCAAGCCGGACCCGAGGCCGCCACCGUGGUGCUCCUGGAGCGGGGUCACCUGCGACGCCUCUAGCGGCGACAUAUCCUCCCUCGACCUCUCUCGCAAGAACCUGGCGGGUUCCAUAGGCCCCGAAAUCCGGCUGCUGUACCGAAGCCUUACACGCCUGAACAUCAGCGGCAACUCCUUUGAAGGACCCUUCCCAGCGGCCAUCUUCGACCUCCGGAACCUCGAGAAGCUCGACAUCAGCCACAAUAACUUCAGCUCCAGCGUCCCCCCGGGAAUCUCCAGACUCCGCUGCCUCCUUGUCCUCGACGCCUACAGCAACAGCUUCACCGGGCCAGUGCCCCAAGGCCUGGCGACGCUCCGGCGGCUGGAGUAUCUCAACCUCGGCGGCAGCUUCUUCGAGGGAACCGUACCGGCGGGUCUCGCCGGCUUGCAGGGGCUGCGGUAUCUACAUCUCGCCGGCAAUCUGCUCAACGGGACCUUGCCCCGCGAACUGGGGAACCUCUCUCGGCUGGAGCACAUGGAGAUUGGGUACAACCAGUUCCACGGCGGCGUCCCGCCUGAGUUCGGAAGGUUAUCCAGCCUCCACUACCUCGACGUCUCCUCUGCAAAACUUUCCUCUCCGCUGCCGCCGGAGCUGGGGAAUCUUACUCGCCUAGAAUCUCUGUUCCUCUUCAAGAACAGCAUCACGGGCACGAUUCCAAGCUCCUUCUCCGAGCUCAGAUCACUGAAGGUGCUGGAUCUGUCGGAAAACCGGCUCUCGGGGCCCAUCCCGUGGGGCAUUUCCUCCCUGUCCAACCUCACCCUCCUGAGCCUCAUGAGCAACGAGCUCUCCGGCGAGGUGCCUGCCGGAAUCGGCGACCUCCCCAACCUGGAGGACCUGCUACUGUGGAACAACUCUCUCACGGGUGGUCUCCCUCAGAAGCUGGGCAGCAACGGGAAGCUGCAGAGGCUGGACGUGUCCUCCAACUCGCUCACCGGCCGGGUUCCUCCUGGUCUCUGCAACGGCAACAGGCUCACCCGACUCAUUCUCUUCUCCAACCGGUUCGACUCGGUCCUCCCCGCCGGACUCGCCGGCUGCACCUCGCUGUGGAGGCUCCGGAUCGAGGGGAACCGGUUCACCGGCCCGAUUCCACCCGGGUUCGGCCUCCUCCCGAACCUCACUUACAUGGACCUCAGCGGCAACAACUUCUCCGGUGGGCUCCCGGCGGACCUUGGCAGCGCCGCCAGGCUGGAGCUGCUCAACGUCUCUGGAAAUCCGCUCGGCGGCCUCCUUCCCGCGGCCAUCUGGCGGGCGCCGAGCUUGCAAGUGUUCUCGGCGAGCCUGUGCAGGCUCACCGGCGAGAUCCCGGCCUUUGAAUUCGGCUGCAGAAGCCUGUACAAGCUGGAGAUGGAAGGGAAUAGCCUCACCGGGAGCAUCCCGUGGGACGUGGGGAACUGCCAGAGGCUUAUCAGCGUGAAGCUCUGCAAGAAUCAGCUCUCAGGGAUCAUUCCGUGGGAGCUGGCGGCGCUUCCCUCGAUCACCGACGUCGACCUGGCCGAGAACUCUCUCGGCGGCUCCAUACCUUCCAGUUUUGGCAAUUGCACCACCCUCGAGAACUUCAACGUCUCCUUCAAUCGUCUCACCGGGGUCAUCCCCUCCUCCAUCGUCUUCAACAACCUCCAGUUGUCCUCCUUCUACGGCAACGCCGGGCUCUGUGGCGGCCUCAUCCGCAGACCCUGCUCGCCCAAAUCUGAAGAAGAAGAUGACGGGUCCAGAGGGAAUCCGGCUUCUCCAGAGAAGAGGCCCUCUGGGGCGGCGAUCGUGUGGAUAAGUGCGGCGGCGUUCGGCGUCGGCCUGCUGGUCCUGCUCGCCGGCACCCGCUGCUUCCACGGGCGGUUAGGAGGGGAGGACUCCUCUGUCGGAGACGACGGGCCGGGGCCAUGGAAGCUGACGACAUUUCAGAGACUGAAUUUCAAGGCCGAGGACGUGGCGGAGUGCAUAUCCACGGGGGGAAACAUUAUCGGUAUGGGGUCGACGGGGACGGUGUACAAAGCGAAGAUGCCCUCCGGCGAGGUCGUCGCCGUCAAGAAGCUGUGGGGGAAGCAGAAAGAGGCGAAUCUGAUGAUGCCCUCCAUCGUUCGCCGGAGGGGAGGGGUGUUAGCAGAGGUGGAGGUCCUCGGCUCCGUCCGGCACCGGAACAUCGUCCGCCUGCUCGGCUGCUGCAGCAACCGCGAGACCACUCUGCUGCUCUACGAGUACAUGCCCAACGGCAGCCUCGAGGACGUGCUUCACCGGAGGAAGAACGGCAGCGGCGGCGGCGGAAAGGGAGAGCAGGAUCUCCCCGCGGCGGCGGCGGCCGACUGGGCGACGCGGUACAAGAUCGCCAUGGGAGUGGGGCAAGGAAUCUGCUACCUCCACCACGACUGCGACCCGGUGAUCGUUCACCGCGACCUCAAGCCUAGCAACAUCCUCCUCGACGCCGAGAUGGAGGCGAGGGUGGCGGACUUCGGCGUCGCCAAGCUCAUCCACUCUGGUCAAGAAUCCAUGUCCGUCAUUGCCGGCUCCUACGGCUACAUCGCCCCCGGUGAGUCAACUCAACCCUCCUCCCCUGCUCAUCGUCCCUUGCUGGUCACCCCUAACAAUCGGGGCCAUCGUAUUCUCUGCCACAGAGUACGCCUACACGCUGCAGGUGGACGAGAAGAGCGACAUCUACAGCUACGGCGUGCUGUUGCUGGAGCUGCUGACCGGCAGGAGAUCGGUCGACCCGGAGUUCGGCGAGGGGAACAGCAUCGUCGACUGGGUCACCACGAAGGUGGCGGCGGCGGCCUCGAGCAAGGAGCGGCGGUGGGCGGCGUGGGAGGUCCUGGACAUGGCCGCCGGCGCCGGGAACCCCACGGUUAGGGAAGAGAUGAUGCUAGUCCUGAGGGUGGCGCUGCUCUGCACCAGUCGGGACCCCGGAGACCGGCCCUCGAUGAGGGACGUCGUCUCCAUGCUCCGAGCGGCCAAGCCGGAAAGGAAGCUGGUGGUGCACGACGGGGUGGACUCCUAG